AUGGCAGCUAAAGAUUUAAUAUGUAGUGGAAUACGACGCCGAAUUGGGAAUGGAAAAUCUACCUUAAUUUGGGAACACCCUUGGCUUCCGGACGAACAUGAUCCUAUGGUUCAGACUGAGAUGCCACCGCAGCUUGCUGGUGCCAAGAUUAUGAUGAUACGUGGUAUUGGCAUGGGGAUCCAAAUGGUUGUUAUUCUUGAGGUCAAGAAUGGUUAUAGAUGCAUUAUUGGGGAUUAUGAAACUGGUAAUAAUGGGGCAUUUGAUAAGUGGACCACUCUAUGGAAAUUAAAAAUCCCUCCCAAGUGGAAGAUUUUCCUAUGGAGAGCUAUUAGUGAUAUCCUUCCCACUACCAAUAAUUUGCUUAUAAAGAGAGUGGAUGUUGAUCCGAUGUGUGCCAUGUGUAGGAUCAUGAGUGAAGACACUAUGCACUCAUUGGUAUUGUGUGACUAUGCAAGCUCCAUUUGGGCUCAAUCCAACCUUCCACUCCCCAAUAUUAUGACAAAUAUUUUUCAUGAAUGGUUUAGUGCAAUCAUAAAUGUUCUAGACACUAAUGGAAUUAUUUACGCAGCUGCAAUCUUAUAUCAUCUUUGGAGAGCACGCAAUGGAGCUGUGUGGGAUGCCUGCCUACUACGGCCGAAAAAUGUCAUUGCGGCGGCCACUGCCACAAUGCAUGCAUGGCAAAAUGUACACGGCCCGACCACCGCCCAAUUGCCGAUCGACCACCAUGCCGCUGUAGCAACACUGCCGAUUCCCAGUACUGCUGCGACACUGCCGAACCGGCCUUCAGCUGCCGCAAGCCGUGGCCAUGCACCACCGCCCCGCCUGGCCGAACAACCGCCAAACACACUGCCGCAACACUCUGAACCCCUAAACACGGUAGUAAUGCCACGGAAAUGCUAUGUGGAUGCCGGGUAUCACCAAGGAACGAAUACAGCUACGGUUGGGGCAGUCCUACUCGAUGCCACCGAUCACUUUAUUUCGGCCUUCAGCGCGCCUAUCCUGAGUUGCUUUUCCCCACUUAUGGUCGAAGCAUUCGCGUGUAAAGAGGCUUUAUCCUGGCUAAGGGCACGAGGUGAACAAUCUAUACAACUUUAUACGGAUUGUCAAACGUUACAGUGUUACCUAUCUGCACCGGACAACCCAUCCCGCUCAUACAUUGGUUAUGCUAUCGAUAGCUGCAAAAUUUAUAUGUCUGCGUUUAAUUAUUGUUUUGUCAUUUUUAUUCCUAGAUUACAAAACUUAUUAGCUCAUACUUUAGCUACUUCAGCCUUUACGCUUUCUACGGCGAUGUACUGGGACAAUGUCCCACCCGACUCUAUUUCAGUCUAUCUAUAA
Ipomoea nil (Japanese morning glory) is the source of this 1335-nucleotide messenger RNA. RefSeq lists its product as uncharacterized. Bases 1 to 1335 code for a protein of 444 amino acids. Gene Ontology annotation, molecular function: nucleic acid binding; RNA-DNA hybrid ribonuclease activity. The record is from RefSeq and is a predicted model, not a curated record. NCBI's taxonomy places the organism in Eukaryota, Viridiplantae, Streptophyta, Magnoliopsida, Solanales, Convolvulaceae. The transcript is spliced from 2 exons.